This is a messenger RNA of Numida meleagris (helmeted guineafowl), 4605 nucleotides long. RefSeq names its product protein kinase cAMP-dependent type II regulatory subunit alpha (gene PRKAR2A). The transcript has 11 exons. Gene Ontology annotation, biological process: regulation of protein phosphorylation. Lineage: Eukaryota; Metazoa; Chordata; Aves; Galliformes; Numididae. Gene Ontology annotation, cellular component: cAMP-dependent protein kinase complex. Bases 31 to 1233 code for a protein of 400 amino acids. The record is from RefSeq and is a predicted model, not a curated record. Gene Ontology annotation, molecular function: cAMP-dependent protein kinase regulator activity.
GGCGGCCUCCUCCUCGGUCCCGCCGGCACCAUGAGCAUCGAGAUCCCGCCGGGCCUCACCGAGCUGCUGCAGGGCUACACGGUGGAGGUGCUGCGGCACCGGCCGGCCGACCUGGUGGGCUUCGCCGCCGACUACUUCACCCGGCUGCGGGAUGCCCGCGAUCAGGAGGCGACCGGCGACGGCGGGAGGGUGGUCAGCUUCGAUGGGGAGCCCAUGCAGACCGAGUCCAACGGCGAGGAGGAGCCCGAGCGCGGCGACGAGGAUUCCGACUCGGACUUCGAGCCUCCAGUCAUUAACCGAUACAACAGAAGAGUAUCAGUUUGUGCUGAGGCUUUCAAUCCAGAUGAAGAGGAAGAAGACACAGAACAAAGGGUAGUUCAUCCAAAAACUGAUGAACAGCGAUGCAGACUGCAGGAAGCAUGUAAAGAUAUCCUGCUCUUCAAAAAUCUAGAUCAGGAGCAGCUGUCUCAAGUCCUUGAUGCCAUGUUUGAGAGGAAGGUGAAACCUCGUGAACAUGUGAUUGAUCAAGGGGACGAUGGAGACAACUUCUAUGUCAUUGAAGAGGGCUUGUAUGAUAUUGUUGUAGCAAAAGACAACCAGGCACGCUGUGUGGGCCGCUAUGAUAAUCGCGGCAGUUUUGGGGAACUGGCGUUGAUGUACAAUACUCCUAGAGCUGCCACCAUUGUUGCCACAACAGAAGGAGCCCUUUGGGGACUGGAUCGAGUGACAUUCAGAAGAAUUAUAUUGAAAAACAAUGCAAAGAAGAGGAAGACAUAUGAGUUAUUUAUUGAGUCUGUACCCCUUCUUAAGUCCUUGGAGGCAUCAGAACGAAUGAAAAUUGUGGAUGUUAUAGGAGAGAAAGUGUAUCAGGAUGGGGAACGUAUCAUUUCUCAGGGCGAUAAAGCAGAUUCCUUUUAUAUUGUAGAAUCUGGUGAAGUAAAAAUCAUGAUUAAAAGCAAGACUAUGAUGAGUAAGGAAGCUAACCAAGAAGUUGAGAUUGCCCGGUGUCACAGAGGACAGUAUUUUGGAGAGCUUGCACUUGUUACUAACAAGCCCAGGGCAGCCUCUGCCUAUGCUGUUGGAGAGGUCAAAUGUUUAGUCAUGGAUGUGCAAGCAUUUGAGAGGUUGCUUGGACCCUGCAUGGACAUUAUGAAGAGGAAUAUAACACAUUACGAGGAGCAGCUGGUGGCAAUGUUUGGCUCUAGCAUGGACCUGUUGGAUCCAGGGAAUUAGGCACAGGGUACCUCAGUGCCUUCUUAGUUCAAGACACAGAAAAGCCUCCUAUCAGCAACACAACUCACAAGGAAAAUGGACACUACGGAACAGUUAAUGCUGCUGUCUUCUUGGGCAUUUUAGAAACCAUAAGCAAGUCUCAGCACAGAUGGAUCGCUCACUCCCUGCCUCCACUUUGCUGCUGAUACUUCAUUAUUAGACCUAGAUUAAAGAUGGUUCUAACCCUGAGUUCACUUACUUGGUUCAGAAUGGCAUCUGUCCAACAGUUCAAGUGCCUGAUACAACACGCAAAGUGUGCAAGAUACAGAAGCCUCCUUCCUUCUGGUGUUCCUGUUGGGGUAAAUUUUCAGAUUAGAUUUUGUGGCAGGAGGUUGCCUGUUCCUCAGAGGCAACCUGUGAAAUACAAGCCUUUAAUAGGCUUAUUAUCUUCUAACACUUUAUUUACCCAAAUUUGCUUUUAAUUGUAGCAGCUGGAUUUGAUGUUAAAGUAUCAAUGGAGCCAGUUAGUAAGGUGGCACUGAAGCUUUCUUCCACCUGCUGAAAACUGCAGGUACUAUGUUAAACCAAGUAAACUGAGCUGGGGACACAGGUGAGAGUCUGAUUAGCAACAAAAUGCAGAAAAUGAAGCAUUACUAAAUUUCAAGUGUUUUCUGAGCAGUGAAGAAAAUUACUUCAUGCUUCCCAAAAAAGUGCAGUGGUUCAGAUCAUAUAUAUGGCUUGAAGGUAUCAUAGUUGUCUUCUCCCCAGAUUUGCUCCAUGUUUCUGACACCAUAUAUAUGUAUGUAUAUAUAUAUAUAUAUUUUGUGUCAAAAUCACAAUAGAUAACCUUUCAUUUACAGAGAUCCUUUAGAAGACUGCAAGAUUUGCCAGGGCGCCGUUGUCUGAGUCAAUUUUAAAGCUUUUUAAGCAAGUGAACAUUUUGUAAUUUAAAGGAAGACUACUUCUGUAUUUAUCUACAGGAGCUCCCUCCUUCCAGUGUCACAGUUUUGUAACUUGACACUUGAAUGCUUUCAAAUGCCACGUAGAUUUCAUAAGCCUUUCAAAAGUUGCUAGCAUUUGACUUUGCAAAGCAAGGUCUUUGCUAACUAGGCAGUAGGUGUAUUCGAGGAAUCUUUCGGCUUAGGUGAUAACUAAGCUAAUUAUGUUUAUCUAAAAUAUCUGUUAAAUUUGCAACAUUUACUAAGUAGAUUGUUUCCAUAGCUUUAAUGAACUUAAUUGGCAUACUACUGAGAUUUUAUCAGAGCACUAUAUAAAUAAGGAUCAGACCAUAAGAAGGACAUUUUUAUGGUGUGCAAAAGAAUAUUUAUAUUAAGAUAUGAAAUUCAGAGGUAGUAAAUCUGGUGACCCUUUGAAUUUACGUUCUUCUGCAGCUCGUGCUAAACUUAUUGGUGUUUUAUGAGGAUUAUGAUAUUUUAAUUGUGGUUGCUGGUGUAACAGAAUGUGCUCUCGUGAUUCAUGGCUAUCUGAGCAAGACUAGAAGGAUGCUAAUGUUGAAUUCCUGCUUCUAGUUGUUACAGUGGACAUUUCUUUAAGGCACAGAAAACUCCACUGCAACUCUAAGUUGAUUUCUGGGUGACUUUCUUUUCCCUAAAUAGAUGAGGUCCUCCCAGUUCCUGCAAUAGAAGUAAGAUGGAAACUCAGUAAGUUUGACUAUUGUCCAGUUACUGUAAUUGGAGUAAUAUUUUUAUAAAAUGCAAAUGAUAUGUAAUAGGCACCACUGAGCGGGGUGUUUUCAUAGUAUUAAAGUCCUGGUUGUAAUGUGUAGUGGCUGUUCUAACUGCAUGUAUUUUAGAGCAGUGAAUUUCCCUUGCUUUCCUUGGCUAGUUUUGUUUUUUUUUUGUGAUGAAUUAUAGCCAAAGAAGCAGCAGGUACUUCAUUUAUGCUUUCAUGUUUCUGAGGUUUAACACCAAAGACAAUAUCCUUCUUUUAAUUAUGGAUUUUUUUUAAGUACAAACAAAAGAAUGAAAACAAUCCACUCAUCAGCUCCUUUCCUUGGUAUUUUAAAGUUUAAGAUAAUUUGGGUUCCAAGACAGAAGCCAGCUUGCGACUGUCCUGCAACCCAGACGCAAACUGGUCUGCAAACCAGUGUGAGUUAAAUGCUGCCUACACUGUCAUGUGAACUAAGGAGAAACUUGCUGUGAAUAAUCAUCAGCUGGCCUUCGUUGCUCCCAGGCAGAAUAUCCUCUAUUCAGAGGGGCCUAGCAGGUUGAGCUAUCUCACAGAUGGAUUCUGUUUCCUACAGCCCUUGGUUCUCUGCAGGACAAGAUUUUAUUUCUCAACAUAUGCGAGCAUUAGCAAUUGUUUUGAAACAUAACAAAAAUGCUCAGACUGAUGUUAGAUUUGUAAGCUAAUUCUGCCUGGAAGGGAGGAUUUCAUGGCUUUUGGAAGUCAAAGGAAAGGAUGGGAACAGAAAAUCAGAAGAUUGGGAUCCAAGAACAAGAAUUUGAAGUUCUACCUUUCUCUAGACUCCCUGAAGCAAAAGCAUAUUGGGCAAUGCCAUCCUGCAUCCAGGAUCUGUGACCUCUUUCUGUAAUGUAAAGAGGCAGCCUGACUCAAAUACUUGAGCUGAAGGAGAAUGAGUGUGUAAGAAGGCUCAUCCAUGUAUAAUGCUGUAGUUCACAAUGUGCAUUAGUUUGGUCUAACCAUCCUGUUCUGUCUGGUCUUGGAGCAUGAAGGUAGUGUCCGAAGCUUGUACUGAGAUGCUGAACAUUGCCAGGUACCUGGUUAGCCAAACAGCACCAGCAGUCACCAAAGUCAGAAAACAUGCAAACGACGUUAGCGUGACUGGGGAGUGAAGCGAAGUGCUUGGUUGUAAGGAUCUGCCUGCAUUAUUGUGUCUCAGCUUAUUCCUUUUCACUAUGACUGUUCCUCACAAAUGAGGAGAAUGCAUACUGUUUUUUUAUUGUUACUGCUCAGUGAACAGUAAAUCUGCUGUGGCCUCACUGAAAUGAACAGUGGCGAGAGGUCUAGUUUUUAAUAAAAGAACUCAGCAGCAAAGUGGGUAAAGAGGAUAGUGUCAUUGAGACUUGAAGGGGAAAAAAAGCUUCUGAUUCCCUGCUUGUGAUUGUUGUGAAGGCAGUGAGAGGAGCUUUCAGUGGUCGAAUAUCCUGGCAUAUGGUAUUUCUAUUUAAUGUCACAGCACAGGUUUCACAAUGUUUAAAAAAAAAAAAAAAGAGGGGGUCAGAAGUGCUCUCUUCUAAAAAAGAAAAACAAAACAAUGUGCAAUUUUGCACAGAGGGCAAAAAAGAAAUCCCUUUGAAUGUCACUUCCAGUCUUUCUUUUCCAUUGGCUGAAAAUGGACUCUUGUUCUUGAUGUGUAUUUGUAAACUAGUCUUGCCAAAAUACAGACACUUUGUGUUUCUUUUCACUCCG